Messenger RNA from Sphaeramia orbicularis (orbiculate cardinalfish), 2493 nucleotides. RefSeq names its product ephrin-A5b-like. The transcript has 5 exons. Lineage: Eukaryota; Metazoa; Chordata; Actinopteri; Kurtiformes; Apogonidae. Gene Ontology annotation, molecular function: ephrin receptor binding. Bases 16 to 696 code for a protein of 226 amino acids. Gene Ontology annotation, biological process: axon guidance; ephrin receptor signaling pathway; regulation of cell-cell adhesion. The record is from RefSeq and is a predicted model, not a curated record. Gene Ontology annotation, cellular component: external side of plasma membrane; plasma membrane.
AGUUGCAGGGCCAAUAUGCCGCAGGGUGGAAAUGCUCAUCUUCCUCAUCCUCAUCAUAGGGAUGUGCGUGUACGGACAGGACCCGGCGUCCAAGGUGGUGUCCGACCGCUACGCAGUCUUCUGGAACCGGACCACCCCAAGUUUUAUCGUGGAGAUUACCACAUCGACGUGUGCAUCAACGACUACCUGGACAUCUACUGUCCGCACUACAUGAACCCGGUGUCGGACGAACGGGCCGAGCGCUACAUCCUCUUCAUGGUCAACUACGACGGCUACACCUCCUGCGACUACACGGCCAAAGGCUUCAAACGCUGGGAAUGUAACCGGCCUCUGUCGCCCAACGGACCGCUCAAGUUCUCCGAGAAGUUCCAGCUGUUCACGCCGUUCUCGUUAGGCUUCGAGUUCCGUCCAGGCCGAGAAUACUAUUACAUCUCCUCCAUGACCGACGAUAAAGGACGACGGAGCUGCCUUCGACUCAAAGUGUUCGUCCGGCCUCCGAACAAUUGUGUGAAAAGCUCCGGCAGCGUUGAGGAAGGAGAGACUGAUCAAAGCAACUACCUAGAACCCAGAGACGGUACCAGUCACGAGCCGCCCGAGCCGUCUCGAAGGGACGUCAACUCCGUCGGCCGGCGUCAGGCCUCCGUCGUCCUUCUCAGCUCCGCCCUCGCACUCCUGGCAGCCAUCUUGUCUUUAUAGCGCCCAGGAACGGACUGUCCCGAUAGGACCGCCCUAUGCCCCACCCCCUACUACCCCGUAGCCCCUCCCCUCAAGGAGCACUUUUUACAGAGAAAAAAACACUGACGUCUCUACGUGAGAAAGAGACGGAGCAGGACUUCGACACUGAAGCCUUUGUUGAUGUUGUUUUGUUUUUGUUUGUUUUUUAACUCUGAAAAACGCCAAUUAGUGUGAUUCUGGACUUUUCCGGCGGGCGCUGACGAUGGAGGAGGCAAAGUCUCUUCUUCGAGUCGCCACCAGUAUGCAGACGUUCGACCUUUUCCACGAUACAGACGAGCACAUACAUGCUUCAGAUCAACACAAUCACUCGUCUGUUGCUCAAACGGCUGGUGAAGCACAGCGGGAUCCCUGAUAAAAAAAAAAAAAAAAGACAAAAUAUAGAAAAGGAAAGAAAGAAGGAAAGUUUACAGACUUUUUUUAACAUCAUUUUUUGUUCCGGAGCAUCACCCACCCCAACAUGUAACACCACUCAGUCUCACGGAAAAAGUGAAGGAAGCAAAGCAUCACAUGCAGAAAGGGGGGAAAAAAAAGAAAAUAGAAAGGAUGCUGUUGCUAGGAGACCGAGGGGAUGCUGGGGAUAAUGGGCGGGUCUUUCAUGACUUCCACUCAGGUUAAAACGGAGCCGGAUUGGUUGCCUCAGACUGUGGUGGAGAGUAAAAAAAAAAAAAAAAAAGAAGAAAGGAAAAAAUAACAAAAGAAUACAGAAGAAGCACUCAUCUUUUAGCAAUUUAACAAUUAAUUAAAUUUUUUUUUUAAUAAACCACAUAAUUCAAUUGUAGCAGCCGACACAGGUGUACAGUAUAAUAUUUGACGGAGUGUAGAAGUGGAUUUUGCGAAGUGGCAAAAUGUAUUUUCCUAUUUAUUGUGAUGUCCUCGUGCUUUUUUCUCCCCCCCCUCCCCCUCCCCCGUUCUGGUUUAGUCUGAAAUAUGGUAGAAAGGCAAUAAAAAUGCACAAAACGUUAGCUCAUAUUACUCACAGUUCAUUUGAUACAAUCAUACGAGUUACAGUCGGUGCAUCCGCUGGGAUCGAUGGCUGCAUUAAGUGAAUGGUUUUUCAUUGUUUUUAACAGGAAGAGAAAAAAAAAAAAGAGUCUGAUGUGCUUAUCAGGGUGUAGAAAUCGUAGGAUAUUUGUGUUUUUUGUCAUUAACGAAUGUCACAAAUGUAGUUUGACUAUUAUUACACUAUUGCUUUUUGUGAAUCACUGUCAUAACACGACUGUUGUAUAUAUAGAAAAAGGCAGAUUUUCCGACAAAGUUCAGGGAUGUGAAAAAAUGGUUUAAUGUUGGAUGAAGCAGCACAAGUUUGCAGAGCAGGUGGAGGGAGGGGGUCGGUGUGUGCGUGACCCCCCCACCCCCCCAGCUCCACCUCCCGGGCUUUGAUGCAGUGUAAAGUGGCGUCUGUGCAGAAAAUACACCGGGGGCCUCGUACCUCGGUUAUUUCUGGAAUGAAAAAUCGACCACCAGGAGGGACGGGGUAAACGGAGCGAGGUGUCCUGUUCUCUGAAACUCGAGCGACGGGACGCUUUGUAGUGCUCCAGCUGAGAUCAAUAGGCCUCUUCAUCGUCGUCGUCUUCUUCUUCUUCUUCUUCUCGUGUGGCGGCAGUAAACAUAUCUUUUCCACCUGCUCUCAGCUGCACCGGUACAGUUACAGAACUGUGACAUUCAAGGAAAAGUCCAGUGAUUUUCUCUACUUUUGUUACCGUUCAGUGAAUUCAUCCUCCAGACAGUAUUAUCUAGUUUAUCGUAUCGGUCUGCGUC